CAAUGCGCACCCACAAGUGAAAAUACACGUGACACUCACUGCGGUUCCACGCUUUUUUACUUCUUAUAAUCUUCCUAUAGUUUUUGGAUUAAACUGUACAUUUACUUAUUGCUGCCUAUUAAAGCAGACGGAAGGAGGUCGGUUUCACUGUCGUAACACAAAUCUUCACGUGAGAUGGAAUUUGGGCUUUCUCAACGUUAGGUUAGGCAUUUUUGUACACAGGUGAUUAUGCGUGUUAUGAAUAAGAAAGCACUGGCAGUUUUGCUGGUGGUAUUCCCGCUCACAGUCAUACUGAUUUACCACUGGAACUCAGGGUCCAUCGCUACAAUUGACAUACGGGGACGAGACACUUUAAAGAAGCUACUGGAUGAGAGGAUACGACAGAUGAAAUAUGAAAAUGACAAUAUUCCUUAUCGCAUCAAAGAAAACAUCUUAAGAACCCUUGCCAUUAAUGGAUGUGUUUGUGAAAGCGACAGAUCCCCCAUUCAUUUCCCCUUUGCUCAGCAAUUGUUUCCUCAAGUAUCAGCUACUCGGCUAAAUACAAUGUUACAAGGCGCAGACCUGCAAAGAGCAAAACAAUACAGGAAUAAGGAGUACCACAGUUUCCUUAAGAGGACCUUCACUGCUGCAGACUCGCUUAUCUUAGCUGAUGCCAACAACCCUCUCCAGUACCCUACUCAGGGUGUGGAAGUCAGACCAACCAGGACCAUUCUAAUACCCGGUUUGAGUCUAAAUGUAAAAUCCGAAGGGAGACAUCAUUUGGUAGAUCUAACAGCUACGAUGGGAACAUUUGAUACGGCAGUGCUGGUGGAUGGAGUGCAGAUCAGUGGAGAAGGAGAGAUGCACAUUAGUUUUGUGAGCGAAUCACUGGCCUUGCUAAACAGACAGCUGCAGUUUGUCACCUACACAAACACACAGUUCCACCCCAACACAGCAGAUGUAGUUCAAUUUAAAACAACUGGAUUCCAAGCAUUGUUCACUAUUAAGAUCAGACAUCCACCGAUGCCUAAAUUCUACAGCCCUGGACCCAAAAGAGACUACAAUGUCAGCACUCUCGUCACCAUUGCCACAAAAACAUUUCUACGCUAUGAUAAACUUCAAGACUUGAUCGACAGCAUUCGAGAGUUUUACCCCACUGUAACUAUAGUGAUAGCUGAUGACACCAAGGAUCCAAAACCAGUAAAAGGCCCUUACAUUGAACAUUAUCUCAUGCCUUUUGGGAAGGGCUGGUUUGCUGGCCGCAACCUGGCAGUCUCUCAGGUGACGACCAAAUACGUGCUUUGGGUGGAUGAUGACUUUAUUUUCACCUCAAACACCAAACUUGAAAAGAUGGUGGAUAUUUUGGAAAGAACCACUUUGGACCUGGUGGGAGGUGGGGUCAGGGAAGUGACGGGAUACACUGCCACCUAUCGACACAUCGUAUCCACGGAUGCAGGUGAUGAGGAGGGAGAUUGCUUACACAUAAGGAACGGAUACCAUCAUGUUAUCGAGGGAUUUCCAAAUUGUGUGGUUGCAGAUGCUGUCAUUAAUUUCUUCAUGGCUCGUACAGAGAAGAUACGAAGAGUGGCCUUUGACCCACGUCUAGCUCGGGUUGGUCAUUUAGCAUUUUUUAUUGAUGGGCUUGGCACUCUUCACGGGGGCUCGUGUGAUGAUGUCAUCAUCAAUCACGCAUCGAAGAUUAAGGGAAUGUUACCAUGGGGACAGUCUGAGACUGACAAAGCCUACUCUGCGUUCCGCUAUCCCGCCAAAAAAGAGAAAGAUGUCAAUGAAUAUGAUCUUUACUAUCUGAAGAACCAUUUUAAAUGUGUCACUAGUGACUAGACAACAUCUGCAUGCAUGGCAGCCACUCAGGGAUAUAUUCUGCCAGAACGAGGGAAUGGCAGAGAACAAGUCGACAUGUCCUGUAAAAUAAUAUCUGUGGAAAAUAUAUUUUAAAAAAGCUCGAUUCUAACAAAGACAACAACAAACAAAGGGAAAAUAUAUCAAAUAAUGCCAAUACACAUGUCAACAGAACAGUUUAGAUCCUGGUUAUUUAUAAAUUGUAGUAUUUCCGUUUCACUCCACAAGCUAGUGGACCAUUUCUAAUUUUUUACAGAGAAUACUUGAUUUUUUUUUUAAUUGAUUUGUACUUAUUUAGGGUAAUUGGUUGAUUUGUGUGUUUCAUUUAGAAAAAUUCUGUAUUAAGUUUUAUAUCUGGGGGGGUUGGUAAUGGUAGGCUGUCAAAGCAAAACUUCCACCUUCCACUUCCACCAAAAAGCCACCUCAGCUACAAAUGUCAAAAUAGUAAAGUAUGUUAGUGUUUGUUGAUGAAUAAAACUUUAUAUUUUUAUAAAAGAUUUAGAACUGUUUGUACACAUGAUGCGUACCUUGCUGAUUAAAGUGUGAUGCUUGACGUGUGCGGAAAAUAACCUUGGUUGUUUGUUGCUUUUCUUUGUAGCUUUUUAGAAGUGUGCCAUCUAAUUUCACAACAUAUGCCACCCAUAUGCAGUGUGUUUCACAAUUGUAUAACUUGACAUGAGAGAAUGCAGAAGUUUGCAAACAUAUUUUGAUAUUGUGUGUAUUUUUACAUUUUUUUUCCAUUUUUUAUGUUCCGAGAUUUUGCCAACCACUCCACUCUUUCCUGCGCUGUUCAAACUGAUCAAUAAAGUGUUGUUGCAGUA
Messenger RNA from Triplophysa rosa, 2660 nucleotides. It is a transcript of the gene b4galnt1a, whose product is annotated as beta-1,4-N-acetyl-galactosaminyl transferase 1a. Lineage: Eukaryota; Metazoa; Chordata; Actinopteri; Cypriniformes; Nemacheilidae. Gene Ontology annotation, biological process: ganglioside biosynthetic process. The transcript is spliced from 12 exons. The coding region runs from base 229 to 1821 and encodes 530 amino acids. Gene Ontology annotation, molecular function: hexosyltransferase activity. Gene Ontology annotation, cellular component: Golgi membrane. The record is from RefSeq and is a predicted model, not a curated record.